CAGGCCGGAACUCUGUCAGUUUGUUGUAUUUUUCCAAAAUGAAGUGUAUUUGGUUGUGUUUUGAAACCAUUUACGCUAUCUAGAGUAUAAUUUGGACAGACAAGGGAACCAUAAUGCCUGAUCGUAUUACAGUGAAACGAUUUAUCGAGGAGACAAGAGCUGAUCUGAGUUCGCCCGUCACAUCCAAUUUUGCUGAACAUUCAACUCUAAACUCAUGUCGAGCCUCUAUUACGAAUUUAGAAGAGAUUCUAGAUGACAAUCGAACACAUUUACGCAACUUGAAAAAGUCUGUCAAAGGCCUAAUGGAGGCAGGAAAAACUUAUGUCACAAAUGAAUGUUUACUUGCUGAGAAUUUAGAGAGACUUGGGAUGUUUGUUUUGUCAAAAGAAGCUGAACCAAGCAUAGGAACAGCAUUCUUGAAAUUUUCUGUAGUUGCAAAGGUAGGAAUUACCUAUCUUAUCCUAUCCUAUCCUACCUAUUACGUAUUAAGCUAUUUAUGUACAUUAAAUUUUAUUCUACAUUUCCAGGAACUAUCUGCAAUCAUGAAGAAUAUGCUUAACAAUUACAACAACAUUGUUUUAUUUCCUCUGGAAUCAAUUUUGAAAGGUGAUCUGAAAGAAGUGAAAGGGGAUUUAAGAAAGCCAUUUGAUAAAGCCUCAAAAGACUAUGAUGCAAAAUAUACAAAACUUGAGAAGGAGAAGAAACAACAAGCAAAGGAGUCAGGAUUCACAAGAACUGAAGUUGCGCCACAAGAAAUAGCUGAGGAAAUGGAAAAGGAAAGACGUUACUUUCAGUUACAGAUGUGCGAGUAUUUGAUUAAAGUUAGUGAAGUGAAAAUCAAGAAAGGGGUUGAUCUCGCUCAACAUUUUGUGGAUUACUACCAUGCACAGAAUACGUAUUUUCUAGAAUGUACUGAGUCGUUAGACAACAUAAGAAGCUACACAGAAACUCUUGUCACUGAAUUGAAACAGCUAAGAAUCAAUCAGGAAGAUGAAAAAAAAAAUUUAAUUCUGCUUCGUGAUGAGGUGAAGGAAACCUUGCAGAUAGAUAGAGAGAAAAGUCUUGAAAGAGCUGGUUAUACUUUGCAUGGUCAACAAGGUGAUAUAAAUCACGGAACCAUGAUCAAAGGUUAUCUGCUUAAACGAAGCGAAGGAGUACGUAAAGUGUGGCAGAAACGCUACUGCGUUGUGAACAACGGGCAAUUAACCUUAGCAUAUUCCCCGAACAGCGCUCCGAAUCAUACAUUAAAUCUUCUAACAUGUCAAGUCAAGGGAUCUGUUGAAAAAGAAGGGAAAAAAAGUCCAAUAUUUAUCCUGGUCACACACAACCGAAAUUACCUUUUCCAAGCGGAAGAUCACUCAGAGAUGGAGCGAUGGAUGUCCGUUCUGAGUAACAGCAGAAAAGAAGCGUUAGAGAAAGCUUUUGGCGAGCAUGGGAACGGCCUGCAAAAAGACAAUUCCACAGAUGAAACAUAUGACCUGAGGCAGAGAAUCGUUCGUGUUGUCCAAAGCUUGCCUGGUAAUGAUAUCUGUGCUGACUGCGAUGCUGUUGAUCCGACAUGGUUAUCAACAAACUUGGGGGUUUUAACAUGCAUUGAGUGUUCGGGGAUCCAUCGAGAAAUGGGAGUUCACGUUUCUAGAGUGAGGUCGUUAACUUUAGAUAACCUGGGAACAGCAGAACUCCUGAUUGCAAAAGCUAUCGGAAAUGGUGGUUUUAAUGAAAUCAUGGAAGCAACACUUGAUGAUGAUUUUGUAAAACCAAAAUCAACCAGUAAGAUGGAAGAAAGAAAGCAAUUUAUAAGAGCGAAGUAUAUUAAUCAUCAAUAUGCACAAAAACUAGAGGAAAGUCCAUCAGCGCUUUCUAAGGGCCUGGCCAAAGCUGUGCAUAAGAAAGAUAUUUUAGCAGUUUUACAAGUUUUUGCUGAAGGUGUGGACCUUAGCGCACCAAUGCAUGAUCAGGAUGGUAAACAAACGACUUCACUUCAUUAUUCAGUAAAAAAUAAUGAAGAGGACACCUCUUUGCAUAUCGUAGACUUUCUUGCACAAAACACCACUAAUAUUGACGUCUUAUCUGAUGGUAAUUCUGCUCUGCAUCUUGCCGCAAGUCUCUCUAAGAGCGAGUGUAUAAAAGUUCUGGUGCGAGCUGGUGCUAAUUCCACUCAAGUGAAUAUUCAUGGUAAAACAGCUCUUGAGAUUGCCAUAAGCGAGGGUCACAGUGACACCACAGAACUGUUAAAAAGUGUUCAGGGAGGCAAACUAAGUCAUUGUGAUAACGUCAAGAUAGACUGGGGUCUAGAACAGGCGGAGAAUAUAUACGAGGAACCUUGCAAUUUUGGCGACCUACGCAUUGAUUUACAAAGUGAGGACGAAGGGAUUGAGGAACCGGUGAAGGUUCCCGCCACCCCACCGCGUAGCAAGCGUCGUCCAAUCAGCAUCGCUGCAUUUCCAGCACAAGUCCCCCGCAAUAGGACACCCGCAGGCAAUGACGUUGACGUCGCACCACCUGCGUUUAAUUCUGCCAGUCCUUCCAUGAACGUCAUCGGUGAACUAAAGAAAAGACAUGGGUUAGGGGAGGACCUUAAAAAGAAUCUAAGAAAGGUCGCACCUCCUCCCCCUCCUCCCACGUCAACUAUACCAAUGGCAUUUACCGCGGGGACUGUUUACCCCUCAACACAACAUUCAACGUUCACGAAAUCACAUCAACGCAGUAAUUCAACACCUCACGAAGACUCUCCCCCUCCAACUCCGCCGGUCCGCGGGGCCUCAGUCAGUCGACAGUCGCGCACACCCGCUCCCGUCCCUAAAACACGUCCUAUGUCCCCACCAAAGUUGGCCUCUUCCCAGUCUACUUCAGCAUUAAAUAGAAAACCGUCUAAAAAGUCUACUCUUGAAGGACGUCCAAAACCUCCGAUGGUCCCCAAACCGAAACUAGAAGAUUUAAACGAUUCUAGGAAAGUAACCCGUACUUUAUCGUCUUCCCCACCUUCCGUCCCUCCCCCUUCAGCACCACCACCCAUAGCUCGGCCUAUAUCUCCUCCCACUACAACAAUACGCGCCAAAUCCCCCCCAUCCAUAGCCGCCACCCAACCUACAAUAACGGCUGUACCCGUACCGACAACACAAGCCCAGAUUCCUCUGAACACAAGAGUAACAUCCCCUCCUACCAACCGGGUAGUGACCCCUCCUGCAAAACAAGAAGCAACCUCCCCGGAUCUCCCUCCUCCCCCACGACCACCAAAGGAUUUGAAAUCUAAGGGUGACGAAAGUAAACCUACAGGAAAUACCCCACCCCCUGAACUCCCCCCCAGGAAUAUAUCACCCGCUUCAUCAAAACCAAAAAUUAAACGUGUUCAAGCAGUGUAUGACUGUGACGCUGAUAAUGAUGACGAGUUAUCAUUUACGGAGGGUGAGAUCAUUGUAGUUUCUGGUGAGGCAGACCCUGAUUGGUGGAUGGGUCAUAUUGAAGGAAAUCCCAAGAGAGAAGGCGUGUUUCCGAUAACAUUUGUUCGUAUCUUGGAAAAAGAGUAACCCCAGGUGUCAUCCACUCCCCUCUCCUCCCGUGUGAUCCACCUACCCCCCCUCCCCAACCCUACUAUUUCUCUUAUGGCGGUUAUGAACCUU
Dendronephthya gigantea is the source of this 3620-nucleotide messenger RNA. Its product is annotated as arf-GAP with SH3 domain, ANK repeat and PH domain-containing protein 2-like. Gene Ontology annotation, cellular component: cytoplasm. Gene Ontology annotation, biological process: positive regulation of GTPase activity. Lineage: Eukaryota; Metazoa; Cnidaria; Anthozoa; Malacalcyonacea; Nephtheidae. The transcript is spliced from 33 exons. Gene Ontology annotation, molecular function: protein binding; GTPase activator activity. The record is from RefSeq and is a predicted model, not a curated record. The coding region runs from base 114 to 3527 and encodes 1137 amino acids.